Hippocampus comes (tiger tail seahorse) is the source of this 1200-nucleotide messenger RNA. RefSeq names its product glycoprotein hormone subunit alpha 2 (gene gpha2). The record is from RefSeq and is a predicted model, not a curated record. The transcript is spliced from 3 exons. Lineage: Eukaryota; Metazoa; Chordata; Actinopteri; Syngnathiformes; Syngnathidae. Gene Ontology annotation, cellular component: extracellular region. Gene Ontology annotation, molecular function: hormone activity; hormone receptor binding. Bases 248 to 877 code for a protein of 209 amino acids. Gene Ontology annotation, biological process: cell surface receptor signaling pathway.
CACCACAUCCCCUCCACCCGCUCCGUAAAGGUUUUAAAGUGCGUCGGGGAGGUGGCACCCUGGCUUACAUGCUAACACGCCGCCGCAGGAGGAGAAAGAGGAGGAAAGGAUAUUUUGGGGGGGAAAACUGUCGACUCUGGAAGGAGAAGAGUAAAGGGGGACCUGUAUGGCAAAAGGAGAGCUGCAAUUGUGGGCGUGUUCCCAGCUAUAAUUGGCCUCGACUCGUACCUGCUCCUGGCAUCGCUGCAUGAGCCUCACCGCACACGCAAACACGCACGCACGCACACACACACGCCAACACACCUGUCAACUGCUGUCGGCUCAGCAAGUGCUCUCCUCUCUCCAGAUGUCGCAACCGAUGAGGGUCAACGUCUGCUUGCUGGUGCUGCCAGCCAUGUCACUGCUGCUCUUCUCUCCCGUCGGUCGCAGUGACGAGAAUGUCACCCUCAGCCCGGGCUGUCACUUGCACCGUGAGUCCCGAACCGCACAGCCGGCGCGAAAAAUACGUCACGCCGCGCAGUCGAACGAUCUCAGAUUUGACCUUUUCCAUGUCAGUUAUCGCUCAGCGAGCCAUUUGUGCAUUUCAGCUUUCAACGUGAGCAUCCGCAGCGACCAGCGAGGCACGUGUCGGGGCACCCACCUUGCGCACGCCUGCGUGGGCUACUGCGAGUCCAGCGCCUUCCCGUCCAGGUACUCGGUGCUGGUGGCCUCGAACUUCACGCACAACAUCACGUCGGCGUCGCGAUGCUGCACCAUCGCCAAGGAGGCAAAGGUCAAAGUACGGCUGGAGUGUCCUGGGGGCCGUCACCACGACGAGUUGGAGAUCCUGACGGCCAAGGCGUGUCGCUGCGACAUGUGCCGCACGUCCCGCUACUGACCGAAAACCAGGAUUGGAGCUCACAUUACAGUUGACUGCUGCAUGACAGAAAUGACAUAUCAAAUCAUUAUGACAAGAGCAAAUCAUGUUGAAAAAAAAAAAAAAAAAAGGAUUCCACGUUUUACAAUAAACACUAACCAGAAACAGAAAGACAAAAGAAUGUAAAAGCACCAAAUAUUUAUUUGUUUGAUUGUCAUGAUUUUUUGGGGGGUAAAUUAUAUCUAUUGUUGGAACCAAAGAGUGCUCGGAAUGACUUUAAAGGAAAGAUAGAAAUAUUGAAUAUUUUUUACACUGUGUGAAUUAAAAAUAAAGCCUUUGAAAUU